Cuscuta epithymum is the source of this 2025-nucleotide messenger RNA. The record is from the annotation of a GenBank genome assembly. NCBI's taxonomy places the organism in Eukaryota, Viridiplantae, Streptophyta, Magnoliopsida, Solanales, Convolvulaceae.
UGGAUUCAUGUACUGCGCAUAUUUUAUUGCAUAAGUUCCAAUCUGCCGAUCUGAUAAUGGACUCCACAGAGCCUUCACUGCUUAAUUUCUUCAAAUCGGAGAAGGUGUUGGGCUCUAGUUCGAAGCCACUGAAUUCGUCGCCGGCGGUUGAGAUUCCGGUUGCGGAUCCAUUGACUUCUAAGACCCCCCAGAAGCCCAUCAGUGCUCCUCGGCAGAGCAAAAAAGGCAAUGCCGCCUUCUCUUUGAAACAGGUCAGAGAAGCUGCUCAGAAGCUCCAUAAUUCAGAUCCGGUACCAUCUGCUAACGACGAUCCAUUCGCCGAUCAAAUUUUGAGGCACCCCGGACAGCAUGCUGUUUCUUUUCCUGAAUCUUCUGUUACAAAGCCUAGGGAGCCAAACAGUUCAGCCAAGCUUCCAGAAAAGUAUGAAAUGUUAGUUAAAUUCUUCAAUUGCCUGGAUAGUUCUAUCAGAUUACUAAAGAGGAAGGGAUCAUUGACAACAUUUACCAAUAUUAGACCCAAUAUUGAGAGCUUGUCUGACAGGAGGUUUACUCGCAGUCAUCUUGCGCAGUUGAAGUUUAUUUUACCAGAGGCCAUUGUAUUAAAGGAGGACCGUCUUUGGGAUGAGCUUACACUAUGUAUGAAGCCUGAUAUAUGUGUUACACUUGAUGCCAGUACAAUUGUGAGUGAAGUAAAGACAAAAUCAGGCAGCACCAUUAUAGAUAUGAGAAAAGUAUUUCGAAAGAGGCUUUUGGAUUUUAUCCAAGACCAUCCACGGGAGCAUCCUGACAUUCCAGAGGAGGAAUUGCCAGAACCAUUCAAUAAACCAAAACAUGGCACUUUGAGGAAGGCACCAAAUGAGGUCUUGUCUGCACAGAAGCAUAAUGUGGGCUCCAACCCCAACCCAUUCGACCCACCAGCUUCAUCUUCACAUCUGCCUCAUUCGUUUAAGCGCAGCUUCUCUAAAUGUGACCAAACCAAUACAGAAUCUUUUGCUAACUCUCAUCAUAAUGAACUACGCUUAAAACCCAACUGUACCAGAUUCCCUCCGCAUCCAAACACUCCCAUAAAGGAUCUACAUCAAUCCAUAACUGAAGAAAGAACUCCAGCUAAGCCUGUAUCCACAACAGGAGUGAUGACUUCUACACCCACGCCCCAACCUCCUCCUAGGAGAGGAUAUAUGAGUCCUCAGGGUGAUUCAUCUAAGCCCCCAAACAAACUGUCAAAGCGCCCUUUGAACUUUGAUUCGCCAGUGAAGAAUGAAGUCGGUGAGGCUGGAACAUGUUCUUCAGCUUACCGUGAUAUGCUGGGUGUUCUUUCUGAGAAUAUUUUGGAAUCAAUAAGAGAAAAAGAAAGGAAGGCAUUAGAGGAAAGAAAUCCUGCGAUCUCACAGGCAAAGUGGAGAAAGCAAAUGGUUGCAGGCCUACCUAAAAUGUUCGACACAAUUUAUUUCCUAUUCCAAUCCAUCCAACGCCCAGUUAUCAGAAAACAAGAGCUUAUGAACAAAAUACUUGCGAACUACAUAGACAUUAUUGAUAGCAGAGAAGCUGAAGAGCAACUCAGGUUACUGUAUGUCCUAGCACCAGAGUGGAUUUAUGAAAAGAUGUCCUUAAGAGGCGAUCUCCUAGUUUGGUAAGUGUAUGAUAUUGCUCGUCUCCAGUGUUUUUAACUUGUUUUUACUAUCAAUGUAUCUGAACUGAUUUCAUCUUGUGCAGUGUUAACAAAAUACAAUCCCCAGACUCAAUACGGAUGAGACUGGCAGAUGCAAUUUGAGAGGAGAAUGAUGAUUGAGGCCUUAGUUUUUGUAUAUUAUUAAGUUAAUAUUUUUUUCAAACUUUAUCUUUUAUUAUAUGCCUUGAAGUAGUGAGCUUAAUUUGAUAAUGCUCAGUAUGGCUCAAUUAGGCCUUGAGCUGUAACAGCUUGACAUUGUUAAUAUUGACAACAAAGAUAAAUGCCCCUUCAAGAUGUGCAAAUGGAAGUAUGUGAUAUAUGUUGUGUUUUCGUUUAUAGGUAUACAUACUUAAAAA